AUGGCAACUAGCGUAUUUAGAAGCAUUGGGGGUAGUUUAUGAUCAAAGUGACAUUCCUCUUUGCAAUUUGAUUGACCGUGUAAAACAAACGGAAUGGAGAGGACAUGUGUAUUCAUCAACAUUAUCACCGAAACACUUAUCUGUUUUUGCAGAUAUAAUGCAAGGAUAUCUUACUUUCUGUUUACCAUUUGAGAAUGGUCCAAGACCGAUAACCUGUAUCACUCAUAGAACAAAUAGAAGAUGCUCGCGAAAAGAUUAACGAUGGCUCACUAAAAUCAAAUGAUUUGUUGGAUUCAUCAGGAACAAGAACUAAAAGAGAAUAUCUCUUAUGGCAAGCCAGAACAGAUGAUUUCCUCAAGUAUUUAGGAAAAUUUCAAGAAAUUAGAUUUUCUUGUCCACUGAGGAAAAGCCAGUACACCCAUUUGUUUAUGAAAUUUGCAGAAAUCUUUUCUCUUCAACCUGAGCUUGGAGGUAAUCGUGAAGCUACCAUUGCCAUAGGCCAUCAAAAGUCAUUGUCUUCUCCUGAUGUGCGAUUUGUUAGCUACCCCAAGUGUACACCUGCAACAGUUCUAACAGCACACAUAGAGGUGAAUGGUUUUUCUCACAAGGAGAAGGGGACAGUAGGUUUUGAUAUACAUGAGUUAUCCCCCAGUAUCUUAGGACAACACGGAGGAGAACUAAUGGCUGAGAGACAGAGCUCAUUCUUCACACCUGGUGUCCUUGGACUGAUUUGUUUAAAGUCAAAGAUUAUCUUUACGUUUUUGGAAAUAAAUGGGGACCACUACAAAUGUAUAAAGAAGGGACUUGAUUGCAUCCAUAUCUUACACAAAGCCUUAUGAUUACUGGGACCCAAAAGACAGAGAAGAAAUAUACAGUACUCUGUUUUGGCUUGGCAAUCUGCAGUCCUUAGAAAAUUUAGCACCAUGAUAGAAUGAUAGAUUGUUCAAGUGUCUCUCUCAGACCAACUUUGACAAGGGCACCGCAAGGCAGAGAAUCCUCUUGCCAAGGAGAUAAAAGUGCAGCAAGAGGAUAAUUGGUUUAUUAAUAUAUAGUAUCCGUGAUGUUUGUGUCUGUAUGUGAGGCAUCCCAUUUGCCAACAGGGGCUAGAAUCAAAGGCACGAGUGGAUAAUUGAUUUAUAUAU
Molecule: messenger RNA, 1142 nt
Organism: Saccostrea cuccullata (small rock oyster)
Lineage: Eukaryota; Metazoa; Mollusca; Bivalvia; Ostreida; Ostreidae
Exons: 5
Coding region: 429-839 (136 amino acids)
Source: RefSeq, a predicted model, not a curated record